Molecule: messenger RNA, 2085 nt
Organism: Aureobasidium vineae
Lineage: Eukaryota; Fungi; Ascomycota; Dothideomycetes; Dothideales; Saccotheciaceae
Source: the annotation of a GenBank genome assembly
AUGUCAGGUCUUCGGAGACGCAUCUUCGGCACCUCGACUUCUGCAGACUCGCCCUCCCUAACACCCGAACACUCGCGAGAAGGCACACCGACAUCCGAAGAGGUCCGCGUCGUGUCGGCGAAGAAACUCCAGAAACUCACGGCGCAACACAAGGCCAAGGGCACAAAGAGACGGAAUGCGUGGAUCUUUGGGUUGGGAGGCCUGUUUGGCAUUCUCGUUGCCGGCUUCUUUGCGUCCAGCAAUGAUGUCUUUGACAUGCAGGCCUUGAGGGACAUGAAUCUCGACUCUAUCCUGGAUGUGCUGCCUGCCGGUUUGAUCAAGGAUGCCCAUGAACUCCAGGUCGGUUUCUUCAGCGCACUUGUAAUAUCUACAUGUCUCCUUUCUUGUUUCUCCGCUUGCUUUGCUUGCCUGUUGUGCUACCGAGACUCAUGUAGCUUACAUUUUUGUGCUUUGUGUAGANAGAGCCAACGGGACGCCAUCGCAUAUGAUUCCUUCGCAGUCGGUCUGCAUGCCCAAUCUCAAGGCAUAACAGCCAAACAUCCCGUCAUCAUGAUCCCCGGCGUCAUCUCCACCGGUCUCGAGAGCUGGGGUACCGAAGAGCCCUCGCGACAGUAUUUCAGAAAGAGACUAUGGGGCAGUUGGAGCAUGAUGCGAGCUCUAGUUCUGGACAAGGCUGGCUGGAAGAGACACAUCAUGUUGGACAAGGAGACUGGGUUGGACCCGCCGGGUGUCAAGCUGAGAGCUGCUCAAGGCUUCGAUGCGACCGACUUUUUCAUCACUGGGUACUGGAUCUGGAACAAGAUCUUGGAGAACCUCGCAACGAUUGGUUACGACCCUACUAACGCCUUCACCGCUGCCUAUGAUUGGAGAAUGAGCUAUAUGAACUAUGAGAUCCGCGACCAAUAUUUUACCCGUCUGAAGCAUCACAUCGAGACGGCCACCAAGAUAUCUGACCAAAAGGUUGUUUUGCUCAGUCACAGCAUGGGCUCUCAAGUCCUGUACUACUUUUUCCAUUGGGUCGAAGCCGAAGGUUAUGGCAAUGGCGGUGAAUCAUGGGUUGACGACCACAUUGACUCCUGGAUCAACAUCUCUGGGUGCAUGCUCGGAACACCCAAGGGCUUGCCUGCAGUGCUGUCCGGCGAGAUGAAAGACACCGCCCAACUCAACGCUUUUGCCGUCUACGGGCUGGACAAGUUCUUGAGCCGCAACGAAAGAGCAGAAAUGUUCCGCGCCAUGCCUGGCAUCUCCAGUAUGCUUCCUAUCGGUGGCGACGCAAUCUGGGGAGACGAACAUGGCGCACCCGACGACCGCCCUGAUCAGAAUGUCACCUAUGGCAAAUUCCUCAGCUUCCGCCAUCUCAACUCGACCCAGUUGCCCAAGAAAAACUUGACCGUGGAGGAAUCCCGCGCAUACCUUUUCAACAGCACAGAGAACUGGUACUCUGAUGCCGUACUUUCCUCUUACUCUUUUGGCAUCGCGCACACCAGAAAGGAAGUAGAAGCCAACCAAAAGAUUCCCCGUAAAUGGUCUAACCCACUGGAAACCCGUCUUCCCAAAGCCCCGAACAUGAAAAUUUACUGCUUUUACGGCAUUGGCAAGGAGACUGAGCGCGCAUACUAUUACCGCGAAGACAAUGAACCCGGCAGCAAAAACGACGUCAUGAUUGACACGCAAGCCUCAUUCCUUAACCCUGACCAUGAUCAUGUAGCCAAUAGAGGUGUGGUUAUGGGGGAAGGAGAUGGUACUGUCAAUCUACUGAGUACGGGAUAUAUGUGUAACAAAGGAUGGAGAAUGAGGAGGUAUAAUCCUUCUGGAAUCAAGGUCACGACAUACGAGAUGCCUCACGAGCCUGAUCGUUUCUCGCCUCGUGGUGGACCUAAUACUGGUAAGUUUGUCCUCGCCUCUAGGGACCUGAUUAGCGUAAUUGACGAAUGUAACACAGGUGACCAUGUGGACAUCCUUGGUCGUGCCUCUCUCAACGAUCUGAUCUUGCGAAUCGCAGGUGGAAAGGGUGACGAUAUCAAAGAAACCAUUCACAGCAACAUCACUCAGUAUGCUGAGAAGGUCAAGAUCUGGGACGAUUAG